AUGAAACUUAAAGACCCAGUGAACAGAUACGAAACCAUAUCCAAGGUACCCGCCUAUGCUGUUUAUUUCACUAAUCUGACCGGCACUACUCUGGCGCAUCCACUUGAUGUGAUGCGUGUUAAUAUGCAGGCCAAUGCCCUAAGAUACAUGACCCUCCGAAAGAUCGCGAAAAUUAUGUUCUAUAAGGAGGGGAUUCGUGGUUUCUACCUUGGCUUCGGCGGUGCCUUUGCACGCUGCACUGUGCACACAUUUUCUCAAUAUAUAAUCUUUCACCAUCUGCAAAAGAAAUUCCAGUUUCUGGAGACCGCUGCCAUAGCUGGGAUAAGUGGAUUUUGUUCGGGACUCAUCUCAACCCCCUUUGCAAAAUUUGUCAUUAUUCGUCAGACAGAUUUAACGCGUAGUGUGUAUCAUCGACGCAAUUAUAACAAUUUUUGGAAAGGUGCUUUUUGUGUGUUCCACAAGGGAGGCUUCAGACCCCUUUUUGCCGGCUUCAAGCUCCACACCUUCACCAGCUGCGCCCUGGCAGUUGCAACUCCGCCCACUUAUAAUACGAUUCAUGAUGUGCUUAUUCAACUGCACACCGGAAAUGUUAUUCCUUGGAGGACUAGUCUGAUAUCCCUCCUAUUAACGGGCGGCCUUCUCUCAUUGAUUUUCACGCCAGUAGAUGCCGUUAAAACGAUAAUCAUGAACGCCGAUCAUGAAGAUUUCCCAACGAAGCGAGGUGUUUGUGCAUCAUUGAUUCGUAGGCAUGGAUAUAAAGGCUUCUUCCUGGGUCUGAAACCGGCAUUAGCAGCCAUAGUUCCACACUCGAUUAUUGCUACAAUAACAUAUACCGUAUUAAACAAUUACGCUGAUUACUAGCACAAUUUUUUUGCAACCCAUUAAAAA
Molecule: messenger RNA, 888 nt
Organism: Scaptodrosophila lebanonensis
Lineage: Eukaryota; Metazoa; Arthropoda; Insecta; Diptera; Drosophilidae
Product: mitochondrial dicarboxylate carrier-like
Exons: 3
Coding region: 1-861 (286 amino acids)
Biological process (GO): malate transmembrane transport; succinate transmembrane transport; thiosulfate transport
Molecular function (GO): antiporter activity; malate transmembrane transporter activity; oxaloacetate transmembrane transporter activity
Source: RefSeq, a predicted model, not a curated record